Molecule: messenger RNA, 2071 nt
Organism: Conger conger (European conger)
Lineage: Eukaryota; Metazoa; Chordata; Actinopteri; Anguilliformes; Congridae
Gene: poc1b
Product: POC1 centriolar protein B
Exons: 12
Coding region: 159-1619 (486 amino acids)
Biological process (GO): cilium assembly
Cellular component (GO): ciliary basal body; centriole
Molecular function (GO): protein binding
Source: RefSeq, a predicted model, not a curated record
GCGUGCAAGCCAAAGUUGAACAGCCCGAUCAGUGUCUGGCGUUCUAUUAGUCUAGUCUGAGAAAGCCAAAGCGCGCUCGGUUUGACUGGGAGAGCUGUCAAUGGUUUCCUUGUUGAUUUUCCAGUCCGUGCGAUGAAAAUAAAUAGUGCAUCAACCAAAUGGCAUCUGUUUUGGAGGAUCCUUCCCUGGAACGACAAUUUAAAGGUCAUAAGGGUGCUGUCACGUCUGCUGACUUCAGUCCAAACAACAACCAAGUGGUUACAGGCUCAGUGGAUACAAACCUCAUGAUCUGGAACCUGAAUCCCAAGGCCAAGGCGCUGAGGUUUGUUGGACACCGUGAUGCCAUCACAAGUGUCCAGUUUUCCCCCUGUGGUGAUCUGGUGGUUUCUGCAUCCAAAGACAAAACCGUCCGACUGUGGACACCCCGCUUUAACGGGGAAUCAACAGUGUUCAAGGCUCACCUGGCCCCAGUGCGCAGCGUGAGCUUCUCCCAUAAUGGCCAGAGACUCGUCAGCGCCUCUGAUGACAAGUCCCUGAAGGUGUGGAGCGUGCACCGGCAACGCUUCCUGUUCUCUCUCAACCAGCACACCAACUGGGUCCGCUGCGCCCGCUUUUCACCGGACGGUCGUUUGAUCGUCUCCUGCGGUGACGACAAGACCGUGCGCCUCUGGGACACCAACACGCGUCAGUGCAUCAACACCUUUACCGAAAGUGAAGGAGUUGUGACAUUUGUGGAUUUCAAUGCCAGCGGCACCUGCAUUGCUUCUACGGGGUCGAACAACACGCUGAAAAUAUGGGAUAUACGCACCAACAAACUACUGCAACAUUACCAAGUUCACAGUGCGGGGAUCAAUUGCUUUUCCUUCCACCCAUCAAGUAACUACCUCAUUAGCGCCUCCAGUGACAGCACAGUGAAGAUCCUGGAUCUGCUUGAGGGCCGGCUGAUCUAUACCCUCCAUGGGCACAAGGGUCCCGUCCUAACAGUGAAGUUUUCUCGCCGGGGUGAUCUCUUCGCUUCUGGGGGCAGUGAUUCUGAGGUUCUCUUGUGGCGGACCAACUUUGACGUGUUCAACUACAAGGAGGUCCUGAAGGGGCACCGCAGGCGGCUGAACCCAGAUCCGUCCCCGCACGUCAACGACAUCUUUCCCAGAAGCUCCCACCUGCACAGCGCGCCAUCCAGCUCCAUCCAGAUCAGCCCCACGGUGGCGGACACGCAGUCUGCAGACCCGCAGAUCGUUGAGGUGGGCCCAGUCCUCUUCCCUUACACGCAGGGCGGCCGCAGCCAUGGAAACGGCGUGCCCAGGGGCGGAGCCAGCGCUGGGAGUGGCCAGGCUUCGGUGGAGUCGGGGGUGCUGGCAGAGGACGAGGGUCAUGCGUACGGCCGGACCUAUGCCCUGGAGGAGAGGUCCGGCUUCACUCACGGCUUCUCCUCCACUCUGGAACACAUUGUGCAGCAGCUGGACGUCCUGACGCAGACUGUGGCCGUGCUGGAAGAGCGUCUGUCCCUGACAGAGGACAAGCUGAAGGAGUGUCUGGACAACCAGGCACGCAUGGUAGUGCAGGCGCGGAGGGUGGAGGAGCGAGCGGCGGAGAAUGCGUCUCCGGGCUCCUCUGCGUAGGGCCUCUUAUCGGCCUGCCCGCGCGGUGGUCCAGACUCCAGGUCACCGGCUCAGUUUGGGGAUCACCCAUUACACACGUAAUCUAUCCACGCUUUUAAAGAUACCCAGCUGCAGGACCAAAACAGACGCCUCCUGUCCGACAGAGAGCCCAAAAUUCAUCAACUCCUCCUGGACCACCUCUGCCUGUCUGAGAGAGACCCCAAAAUUCAUCAACUCCUCCUGGAAGACAGCUGCAGCUAUGAAAACAGCGCACCUGGUUUGGACAGCGGGGGCUGGGGGGUGGGUACAUUCCUCAAGGCUGCAGUACAGUGGCGGGUAACCUCGCCCUCCCUCCUCUGCAUCCGCUCCAAGUUCAGCGUGACUGACCCUUCCGCUCCCGUCAUCUGGAUCCCCGCCUUCUCCUCUGUCCUCGUCUGUCUCCGUUUUUAUUUGAAUUGUACAUAAAUGAAUAA